Messenger RNA from Ochotona curzoniae (black-lipped pika), 2191 nucleotides. RefSeq names its product thioredoxin reductase 3 (gene TXNRD3). The record is from RefSeq and is a predicted model, not a curated record. Lineage: Eukaryota; Metazoa; Chordata; Mammalia; Lagomorpha; Ochotonidae. Gene Ontology annotation, cellular component: cytosol; mitochondrion. Bases 16 to 1857 code for a protein of 613 amino acids. The transcript has 16 exons. Gene Ontology annotation, molecular function: glutathione-disulfide reductase (NADPH) activity; thioredoxin-disulfide reductase (NADPH) activity; flavin adenine dinucleotide binding. Gene Ontology annotation, biological process: glutathione metabolic process; cellular response to oxidative stress; cell redox homeostasis.
GUCCGCGGCAAGGCCAUGCCGUCGUCCCCGGGGCGCCGCGCCCGCCUCGUGUCCCCGGGCACCAGCCGGCCCUCUGCCGAGGCCCGGGAGGAGCUGCGGCGCCGCCUCCAGGACCUCAUCGAGGGCAACCGGGUCAUGAUCUUCAGCAAGAGCUACUGUCCGCACAGCACGCGGGUUAAAGAACUCUUUUCCUCUUUGGGAGUGGACUACAACAUCUUGGAGCUUGAUCAGCUUGACGAUGGGGCCAAUGUUCAGGAAAUGCUGUUAGAAAUCACCAAUCAGAAGACUGUGCCCAAUAUUUUUGUGAACAAAGUACAUAUGGGCGGAUGUGACCGGACUUUACAGGCACAUAAGAACGGCUUAUUGCAGAAGAUCCUUCAGGAAGACUCAGCCUAUGAUUAUGACCUCAUUGUCAUCGGUGGUGGCUCUGGUGGCCUCUCGUGUGCGAAGGAAGCUGCUGUUUUGGGCAGGAAAGUUAUGGUGCUUGACUUUGUGGUCCCCUCACCUCAAGGCACAUCCUGGGGCCUCGGUGGGACUUGUGUGAAUGUGGGCUGCAUUCCUAAGAAAUUGAUGCAUCAGGCUGCCCUUUUGGGACAGGCAUUACGUGACUCAAGGAAGUUUGGCUGGGAGUACAGUCAGCAAGUGAAGCACAACUGGGAGACCCUGACAGAGGCGAUUCAGAACCACAUUGGCUCUCUAAACUGGGGCUACCGCCUGUCUUUGAGGGAAAGGGGUGUGGCCUAUGUCAAUUCCUAUGGAGAAUUUGUCGAGCAUCAUACUAUUAAGACAACCAAUAGAAAGGGACAGGAAACUUAUUACACUUCUGCAAAAUUUGUCAUAGCAACAGGUGCACGGCCACGGUAUUUAGGAAUCCCAGGAGAUAAGGAAUUCUGUAUUACAAGUGAUGACCUUUUUUCUCUACCUUAUUGUCCUGGCAAAACGUUAGUAGUGGGCGCCUCUUACGUGGCUCUGGAGUGCGCUGGCUUUCUUGCCGGCUUUGGGUUGGACGUCACAGUCAUGGUGCGCUCCAUCCUUCUUCGAGGCUUUGAUCAAGAAAUAGUGGAGAAAGUGGGUGCCUACAUGGAGCAGCAUGGCGUGAAGUUCUUGAGAAAAUUUGUGCCUGUGAUGGUUCAACAGUUGGAGAAAGGUUCACCUGGAAAGUUGAAAGUAACAGCUAAGUCUACUGAAGGAGCAGAAAUUACUGAAGGCGUGUAUAACACAGUUCUGUUAGCUGUCGGUCGUGACUCCUGUACCAGGGACAUAGGCUUGGAGAAGAUUGGUGUCAAAAUCAAUGAGAAGAAUGGCAAAAUACCAGUCAAUGACGUGGAGCAGACCAACGUGCCCUAUGUCUAUGCUGUUGGGGAUGUCUUGGAAGGUAAACCGGAGCUCACGCCAGUGGCCAUCCAGGCAGGCAAGCUGCUGGCUCGGCGGCUGCACGGGACCUCUUCAGAAAAGUGUGACUAUUCCAGCAUUCCAACAACCGUGUUUACUCCUCUGGAGUAUGGCUGCUGUGGGUUAUCUGAGGAGAGAGCUGUUGAAUUAUAUAUGACAGAGAAUCUGGAAGUGUAUCACACUUUGUUCUGGCCUCUUGAAUGGACAGUAGCCAGCAGGGACAGCAAUACUUGUUAUGCCAAGAUAAUCUGCAACAAACUCGACGAUAAUCGGGUGAUAGGAUUUCACGUGCUUGGCCCCAACGCUGGUGAGAUUACCCAGGGAUUUGCAGCUGCCAUGAAGUGUGGGCUCACGAAACAGCUUCUGGAUGACACCAUUGGGAUCCACCCCACGUGUGCGGAGGUAUUCACAGCGCUGGAGAUCACCAAGUCCUCGGGCCUGGACAUCACUCAGAAGGGCUGCUGAGGCUAGUCCUGCUGCUCCUCGGUCAUCCUUGUCACGCUCUCGGGCAACAGGGGCCACCCUCUCCAUCCACUCCUCACUCGGGGCUCCUCCCCCGCGCCCAGGUAAGAAGGAAGACAAGGAGACAGGACAGCAGCAGGUGGCACCUCCCACACCUGGCUGCCUGGAGAAGCAGAGCCGCUGCUUCCUUGACGCCCUGGCUCAGAACCCGCUGCCGGCGAGCCAUGGCCGAUUCUCCUGCAGGUCGGAGUGCACCGUUAGCCAAGUUCGCUUUUCUCAUUCCUUGCAUCGUCACCCUCAUCCCAUGCUGUUUAUAUGAAAAUAUAUUUUCUGUUAU